Messenger RNA from Hevea brasiliensis (rubber tree), 1482 nucleotides. RefSeq names its product plastid lipid-associated protein 3, chloroplastic. The transcript is spliced from 3 exons. NCBI's taxonomy places the organism in Eukaryota, Viridiplantae, Streptophyta, Magnoliopsida, Malpighiales, Euphorbiaceae. Bases 84 to 1229 code for a protein of 381 amino acids. The record is from RefSeq and is a predicted model, not a curated record.
GAUUUUUCUUCAGGUUCUAAAAUCCUUUAAAGGUUCAAAAAGGAACGCAUGCCAUACAACAGAGAAUCUCGUUCACAAGUUCCAUGAUGGCCCUCUUCUCCUCCUCCCACUCUUCUGUCUUCUUCUCCUCAAGCCUAAAUAAUCCAGUUCUUCUCUCUGCCUCUAAAGAUUUCCCAUCAUCCUUCUUCUUCUGCAACAAAACUCCCUCUAAAACCCUUCAUAUCACAUUCAAAAACCCCACAACUGAAAAAUCUACAUUCCCCUCCUUAAUCCCAUUCUCCUCCCUCUCAGAACCCACACCCGAACCAGAUAAUGAACCGACUCAAAAACCCAGUCCGGAUCCCAAUGCAAAUCCCACCCCAACUCCAAUCAGCAUCACUGAUGAGUGGGGCGAAAAGAUAGAACCCGAACCAGAACCUGAAUACCCGAAAGAUUCCGAUGCGGAUCCUCCGAAGGAUGAUGAUGAGUGGGAGGAGGAGUAUGUUGCUGUAGAAAAUGGCAGCGCUGCUAAGGGUACAGGCGUGGUGUUGGAAAAGGAUGAUAGAUUAGGGGACUUGAAAAGGUGUUUGGUUGAUACGGUUUAUGGCACGAAUUUCGGGUUUCAGGCCAGCUCGGAAGUUAGGGGCGAAGUUUUAGAGUUGGUUAAUCAGUUGGAAGCUGUGAACCCUAUUCAAGCACCCGUGGAUGCAACUGGGAUCCUCGAUGGCAACUGGGUUUUGUUGUAUACUGCAUUCUCUGAGUUGUUGCCACUUCUAGCAGUUGGUACAAUGCCAUUGUUGAAAGCUGAAAGUAUAUCCCAAGCAAUUGAUACCAGCAAUCUCUCCAUUGUGAACUCCAUCACAUUGUCAAGCCCUUUUGCCACUUUCUCAUUCAGUGCAUCUGCCACAUUUGAAGUUCGAACUCCUUCAAGAAUACAGGUUGAAUUCAAGGAAGGCACCCUGCAACCUCCAGAGAUUAAGUCCAGCAUUGAUCUCCCAGCAAAUUUGGAUCUUUUUGGUCAGAAUAUCAAUUUGUCUCCUGUGCAGCAAUCUCUUAAUCCUUUGCAGGAGGUAGUGUCAAAUAUUUCAAGAACCAUUUCUGGUCAGCCACCACUUAAAGUUCCCAUUCCGGGUAAUCAGUCAAGGUCGUGGCUUCUUAUUACGUACCUCGAUAAGGAUUUACGUAUCUCUAGAGGGGAUGGUGGUCUUUUUGUUCUAGUUAAAGAAGGAAGUCCUCUUCUAGAUCAGUAGCCAUCUGCACAGUGCUAUCUGGGCAGCACUCACAAAUGGUCUUCAGUUUUUUCUUUUGACACCUACAUUCAAAAAAACCUUUUUCUCAUACAAUCUUAUAGAAAGUGAUAAUGAAGAUGCUUGUAGCUCUAUUUGUUGUAGUUGGUGGGCUGGGAACAGAGUAGAACAAUUUGAGAGCAUUACAGUACAUUAUAAUUGUAAGAUAUUUUAUAAUAUUCUUGCGCAAUAUGAGUUAGCUGCGCUUGAAGUAGAA